Messenger RNA from Phragmites australis (common reed), 861 nucleotides. RefSeq lists its product as uncharacterized. Lineage: Eukaryota; Viridiplantae; Streptophyta; Magnoliopsida; Poales; Poaceae. The transcript has a single exon. The coding region runs from base 301 to 678 and encodes 125 amino acids. The record is from RefSeq and is a predicted model, not a curated record.
CAGAAGGCAGAACAGAACAGAUUGGAGUUGGAGAAAGGAAGCGACGCCACCUCGUCUUCCUCGCCUAAAACCCUCGCCUCCCUCCUCUCCUCUCCUUCGCGCGGCGACGCCUCGGUGACCAAGCGGUCCGUCCCAAGGUGCCUCCCCCAAUUUUCCCCAUCCAUCUCUUCCGCUUCUCGCCCCACGAAUUCCUCACAGAUCGUUGUUGUCUAGUUAGGGAUUUUGGCCAAAUCUGAUACGCGCAGCCCCGAUUUACCCCCAGGCGGCGUCGGUUGCGCGCGGAGUCUCGCUCACGAGGUGAUGGUGGACGCGUGGUGGCCGUUGCUGGGCGCGGCGAUUCCAGCGCUCGUCGCCGGCCAGUUCAUCCGCAUCAAGCGGCGGCGCGACGAGGAGCAGCGCCUCAAGGCGGCGCGCGGCCGCGAGAAGAGCUCCGACGAGGUCUUCGUCUGCGAGCGCGUGUGCACCUCCAAGCGGAUGCUCAAGAAGGUGGGGGCGUUCUCCAAGGACCCCAUCCCGGAGACUUGCGUCACCGUCUGCGGCGUCUCCGAGCUCGACGCCUGCGCCGACGCCUGCGCGCGCACCGUUUGCGUCAACCAGCACCAGGUGCCCAACUGGAACGACGUCUGCCUCAAGAGGUGCCAGAGCGAGUGCCUCAAGCUCUCCUCAACCCUCAUGUAGUGGCCACCUCGCUAUUGUGCUGCCCUCGUUAGGUACCAUUCGUCAGGCUCUUCUCUAUCCUUAAAUCGCAGAGCAUUGUUUCCUGCUUCAAUCCAUACCAUGGUUUAGGAACUUCAGACGGCGAUAACUGUCAUUUAUAUAUCUCAUGGAAUGGAAUGAGUGAAUUUCUGAUCUUGGUUGUUA